ACUGCGCUUUUGCCCACGUGACUUCACGCGGCCAAUUAAAUCCCCGUUCGGUGAACGCGCAUCGACACAUGCCCGCGCACGUUUCCCCGAAUAAUUUAAACACGAACGAGUACGUGCGCGCACUCAUAUUCUUUGUGUGGCAGCAUAGAGAAGCGCCAAAAGAGUGACGAUGGCUGAUGAAAAACCAAAGGAAGGAGUGAAGACUGAAAAUAACGAACACAUAAAUCUAAAGGUAGCAGGUCAGGAUGGAUCUGUCGUGCAGUUCAAGAUCAAAAGACACACACCACUCAUUAAACUAAUGAAGGCAUAUUGUGAGAGACAGGGACUUUCAAUGAGGCAAAUAAGGUUCAGAUUCGACGGACAGCCAAUAAAUGAGACAGACACACCUGCACAGUUGGAAAUGGAAGAUGAAGAUACGAUUGAUGUGUUUCAACAGCAGACGGGGGGCCGGAUUUAAUCAGCCACACAUGCCGCCGCCCUCCUCUUCAACUUCGCCAGCAUGCCACGCCACCCAGCAGCUGGCUCUCUGCGACGCUCUCAGUUGUGCCGAAAGAAUUCCACGCAGAAGGUUUAAUUUCUCUGCUACACAUAACUGCUGUAUAAUAGUUUCAUCGUUGCCCCUGUUACUUUUCUGCCCGUGUACAUAAACUACAUCCAGAUCACCUCCAGUUCUGGUUCUGGUCAUUUAUUCCAUAAUGUGGUAAAUAAUAACCUCCUGUCUCAGUUUAAAAGGUUUAUUGUAAAGAUGCUGUCUACUGGGGCUUGUAAUAGAGCAAGAGCUACUCAGUUUGAGUUGAGCUCUUUCACUGUCCAAAAAAAGAAGAAAAACUGUUUUUAAGAUAUACAAGUGUGGGGUUGAUUUCACUUAGUGAGCCAUAUACCUAGUUUAUGGAUGAAGCUUGGUUAUUAUUUACUUUUUCUUACCAACAUAAAAUUUGAUUUUAUACUUUUUAUAGGGUAUUGGAUGUUUAGAAAACGAAAAUUGCUUUGUUAAGCUUCAAAUUUGGAAACCGCAAAAGGAUGUUUUAGCUAUCCAAACUCCCAUGUUGUCUAUGAAAAUUGUCUGUUUAAAUAAAGUUAUUGUCUUUUUUUCA
Oryzias melastigma (Indian medaka) is the source of this 1094-nucleotide messenger RNA. RefSeq names its product small ubiquitin like modifier 2. Gene Ontology annotation, molecular function: protein tag activity; ubiquitin-like protein ligase binding. The record is from RefSeq and is a predicted model, not a curated record. Gene Ontology annotation, biological process: protein sumoylation. The transcript is spliced from 4 exons. Gene Ontology annotation, cellular component: nucleus. The coding region runs from base 170 to 457 and encodes 95 amino acids. Lineage: Eukaryota; Metazoa; Chordata; Actinopteri; Beloniformes; Adrianichthyidae.